AUGGCGGAAUCCAAUGGAGCGCUCAAAGCUGCCAACGGCUUCACCAACGGCAAGGCCAAGCCCGCGGGCAAACCGGCGGCUGCUGGUAAGAGACGAGGUGUCGUGAAGCGACGGGGCUUUUUGUCGUGGUUGUUCAAUCAAGUCGCCUGGCUCGCGACGUGGUUCAGCAUUCUCACUGUUCUCUUCCGUUGUCCUCCUUCCCUCGAGGCUUGCGACGAUACAUCCCCGUUCAUCUGCCAAUAUUACUUCAAGACCAAGACCUUCGUGGCUCCCUACGUCCAGCCUUACUACGACGAGUACGCUGCGCCCUACGUUGAUGUUGCGCAGCCCUAUUACGACACACUCAAUCAAAAAGUUCUCGUCCCGGCACACAAGUAUGCUGUUCAGUACGGAACACCAUACGUAGAAAAGGCACAAGAAUUUGGCCUGGCCCAGUGGGAGAAGAACGGGCAGGUGCAGCUUCAGAAGAUCCAAGGACUUGUGCGCGACAAGUACGACGACAAGGUCGGCCCAUACAUCACGCAGGCCAAUGAUGUGCUGGGCCCAUACGUCGAUGCCGCCCAAACCGAGGCUUAUCAAGUCUACUACGAGUACCUUCUCCCCGGCUACACCUUUGUCCAGCCAUACGCUAUCGAUGCAUACCGCACUACGUCCAAGUUCGCGGCUGAUACCGCCCUGCCAACUGCCUCCUGGGCUUGGGGGAAGACUAGCUCCUUCCUUGAUACCGCAAUCUGGCCGCAUCUUCGGGUCAUCUACGUAGAGAAUGUUGAGCCCCAGCUUGUCCGUAUUGGGGAGCGCCUCGGACGUUAUGGAACUCGGGUCAAGUCCCAGGUCGAGAGGCUCCCCGACUUCGAGAGCAUCACGACAACUUCGGCAUUUAGCAAACCCACUGUCCAGGCUACCAGCGCCGCGACCGUUGAAGCGACGGCGUCCGAAACCCCCCGAGUCGAGAGCAAGGAGGCCUAUGCGCAGCCAGUCCAAGCACCAGCCCCUGCAGAGAACGAGAACGACAAGCGCAAGAAGGCACGCGAGAUGGUGGCACAGGAUCUCGAGCAAUGGCAGAAUCGGUUUGCCACGCUUGCUGAUGAAGGCGCCAAUGAUAUGGAAGAGCGUGUCGACGAGAUUGCCAAGCAGAUGAUCGAAGCCGAGGUCAAGAAGACCGGAACAAGUUUGAUGGAACGCCUGGAGGCUACUGUCGAGUCCGAGGUCAAGACACUCAAACAAAAGAUCUCGGCCCUCGUUAAGCAGAGCACGACGGGCCUCAAAGAUCCCGAAGAGGAGGCAGUCAAGGCAGUCCGGAAUGCCGGCGCUGCUAUCAAGCAAAAGGCGCAAGCAAUCCGCGAGUGGCGCAAGAAGUAUGAUAUUGACUUGCAGAACACCGUCGUCAACGCUGCUGAUGCUCACUUCAAAUUACUUGACGAGACAAGAGGCCUAGCCUUGCAACAGAUUGGCAUGAAGUGGGCUUGGACGGAUGGUGUGACAUACAAAGACUGGCAAAAGUACCAUGAGCUCAAGACAACAUUUAGCGCGUGGACCGACCAGCUCAAGCAGCUCAUCGUUACCCACCCUGCCCUCCUGGCGGCUCAAGAGGCCUCAGCUCAGGUCGAGGACGAAUCCAUGGAGAUUGCUUCUAAUGCUGCCAAAGAACUGGGGCGUCUUAAGGAAGUCACCCAUUGGAAGGUUUUGGCGCAGGACUCGUCGGACAACUUCAGUCUGGAGGAGAUGAAGCUUGCUGCUGAGGCUGUUGAGGCCGCCGCCGUCGCUGCCGAGGAGGCUAGACUGGCAGCGGUCAAAGCAGCAGAGGAGGCAGAGGAAGAGGCGAAGAAACAGGCUGAACGAGCUGCCGCAGAAGCCAGGGAGGAGGAAGAACGUGCCGCUCGUGCCGCUGAGGCUGGUGAGGAGCCUGCAUCCCAACCCGAGACACCUUCUAGUGCUGAUUUUGAUGAAGCUCAGGACAAUUCUGAAGAUAGCACCGGCUCCUCUCUCCCCACUUCUGGGGAUGAGAGUGACGAAGAGGAAGCUGGGAAAGCUGAAGAUAUUUCCUCUACUGUCCCAGAUGAAGCUGAGAGCGCGACUGAAGUCUCAGAAUCUGCUGAUGAGACCAAGGAAGCCGAGGAGUCCUCUACCGUGAGCAGCCUCCUGUCCGAGGCCUCUGAAGUUUUAUUAUCAGGAACGACCCUCAUUGUUGCGAAUGGUUCGGACGGCGCAGACGGUUCAGAGGACUCCAAGGCUCCUGAGCCUCCAAAGCGUGCUGAAGACAUUGAUGAAGAUGUUGGCUCACAAGCAGAUUCUCACAAGGCGUACGAGACUCCAUCAGCUAAGCCAGCCAUGUUCGGAGCAAUGGCUCAGGCCGUCCGCAACCGUCAGCCCAUCCUUGAAGACUACGAGGAUGAUGAGACUGAUGAUGUUUAUGCAGCUCUUUAUGAGCAGGUAGAGGAGACAGACGAAUCUGAAGACGAGAGCUCUAACGAGGAAGAGGAGGAGGGUGAUCUAUUGGCCGACCUGACAAGCGCUGCAGAGGACGCCUAUGCUAAAGCUGUGUCUGCGGCAUCUGACCAGUACGCUACGGCUGCAUCCAUCAUCUCGGCUCAAAUCUACGGAACUCCCAAGCCAGUCCACAAUCAGCUCUUUUCUUCCGUCUCCGCAGCCUAUGACAAUGCUGUUGCAGCAGCCAGCUCUCAGUUUGACGCAGUGGUAUCGGCUGCUUCUGCUGGAAUUCAAAGGACCACUACCGAGGAACCAAAGCCAACAUCCAUUCUGGAUUGGCAAAAGAAGGUAGAGUCUAUCGCCGCGCAGCGCCUCAACGAGGGUCGCGUGUGGGCAGAGAUCCAGUAUCAGAGUGCUGUCAUUGCUCUUGGCCUUGCCACUCCGACACCUACGCCGACAUCAAACGCCGAGAAGUUGUAUAGCCAGGCUAAGAUGAACUAUUACGCGGGCCUUGGUCUUGCACAAGACCGAUAUUCAAGUUUCCUUUCCGCUGCCUCUUCUGCCAUGUCGUCCCUUACAGCGACACCAACGCCAACUGACUUUGCAGGCACCCUUUCAUCGGUUGCCUCGAUCGCCACAGAGUCAGCCGCUUCCGUGAUCCAGGCGGCUGAGGAUGCAGCUGGCUCUGCCUAUUCCGCCGCGGCGGACAACGUUGCAUCCGCUAUCAAGGCCGUCGACGAUUCUAUCGAUUCUGCCAUUGACGCGGCAAGCGAACAGGUGUACUUGGCGGGCGCCGCCUUGGCGGAGACCUGGGACACGGUCCUCCAAACUCUAGAAGGACAAGUUUACGGAGAACAAAAGCAAAUUGGCUGGUAUGAAAAUUUCCUCAACGAGGCCAGUUCGGCCGUGUCAAGAGUUACGGCAGGAUCCGAGGACCCAUCUGCUACGGCAUCUAAGCAGUAUGCUGCUGUUACGGAUAUCGUAUCGGAGCUCCUGGUUGGAAAAGACGAUACGUUCCAGCAAAGUGUCCUGUCUAAGCUUCAAGCUGCCUACGCCACUGCCACGUCAAAUAUUGGCAGUGCCGCCAGUCAGGCCACCGAGGCCAUCAGAGCCAAGGUGCAGCACGACAAGGACGAGUUGUAA
Clonostachys byssicola is the source of this 3570-nucleotide messenger RNA. The record is from the annotation of a GenBank genome assembly. Lineage: Eukaryota; Fungi; Ascomycota; Sordariomycetes; Hypocreales; Bionectriaceae.